AUGCUGUUCAUCCACAUUCCGUACAACUUUGGAUAUACUGUCGGGGUGGCAGCACUUUUCGGCCAUAACGUUACCUCAACUUGGUCGGUACCGGAGGCCUGGAGACGUUCCGAGGAGCUUUUCGGCGACAAGGGCGCCCAGGUGGAAGGGUCCUCCGCGGUGUGGUUUCAUGCUCGCCCGUCGCCGGACGUUGUGAAGCAAGCUAUUGCGGACAACCCGGAGGCGAAGCUUUGGGGAGGUGUGGCCCCAGAACUGCAACAGCUCUCGGAGGUGACCGGCUGCCCCAUGUACUUCACACCACCGAAGUACUGGCCCGGAGAUCUUGCGAAGUCGUACAUUUCUGGGAAGAAGGUCUUUGGCAUACUCCGCAAUCCCUACGAGCGCCUUAUCGCUAUGUUCCGUGGUGGCUACUCUCAGUAUGGCGGAUUUCCACCCCACUUUCACAAGGUUUGCGACGUGAACGGUGCGCUCAAGUGGCUAAUGCAUAGUCUCAUGAAUGGCACUGUCGGGAAGUAUGCCAGCCAAUGCACCUUCAUUCCUCAAGCAGAGUAUUUCGAGGGUCCCUACGGCAUCCAGAUCGCAGUGGACAACUUGUAUUUUCCUGAGAGUCUCAACAGGAUGCUCACCUACAAUGGCCUGCAGUCAGCCCUGGUCGAGCAGAAUGUGAUUCUUCAGAUAACAGGUUGCAACAAUGUCUGGGCAGCGGACCUGGAUGAAGACACGAAAGACCUGGUAUACCGAUACUUUAAGGCAGAUUUUGAUAUGCUGUGUCAGCGCUUUGGCUACUGUGACUACCGCGCCAACACGUGCUUACCCCAAGUUCCAGGCAUGUGUCCAGACAAAGCCUUCGCCUGGAACGAGGUUUUGAAGCAAUAUGUGCCCAGAUCUUAA
Messenger RNA from Symbiodinium sp. CCMP2456, 891 nucleotides. NCBI's taxonomy places the organism in Eukaryota, Dinophyceae, Suessiales, Symbiodiniaceae. The record is from the annotation of a GenBank genome assembly.